This is a messenger RNA of Megalops cyprinoides (Indo-Pacific tarpon), 3269 nucleotides long. RefSeq names its product rho guanine nucleotide exchange factor 15. NCBI's taxonomy places the organism in Eukaryota, Metazoa, Chordata, Actinopteri, Elopiformes, Megalopidae. Gene Ontology annotation, biological process: activation of GTPase activity. The record is from RefSeq and is a predicted model, not a curated record. Gene Ontology annotation, molecular function: guanyl-nucleotide exchange factor activity; protein binding. The coding region runs from base 260 to 3196 and encodes 978 amino acids. The transcript is spliced from 15 exons.
GCAGUUUGCCAGCACUGCAUGUUGUGACUGGUAGGCUUUCUCCCACAUCUUCGUGGGUCUUGCUGAAAUCAUCAGCAUCUGUUUGUUUUUCAGUUGUGGAACAGACUCACGGGGAAGACACGUUACCCAGACUCACGCAGCUCCCGUGUAUAACAGCAGUUCUGUACCUGGCCACCCCACCUGGAGUGGGAAGUGCUGACAAGGGGCACCUGUGAAGAGCACUCACCAGCACCGAGGUGUUUGAAUCUGGUUGGUCUGGAUGGGUAAAGAGGAGAUCAGCCCAGCCGUCCUGGCCCGGCCCUCCUUACCUCCAAAACCUCAGGUCCCCCCCAAACCGCAGACCAGGGCAGCACGAUGGCGCAGGGCAACCGAGGUCAUCCUGAGGAAGGAGCUAGACCCCAGCCAAGUGGAACAGAAAGCCAGGCACAAAUCUCUGCCAUCCCUCCCAAAUGACCAGAGUCUGUGCCUGUCUGUGUCUGUUGUCCAUCUUGAUGAUGACAGCAACCUUUUUGCUCAGACUGCUGAGGUACAGGGUUUGUCUGCGAGAGUCAAGCCCCUCCCUCUGCCAAAGCCCCACCUCCAGAGAAAAUCUCUGCAACAGGACAACCAAUCCCAGAUAGCCAAGCACACAGAGAGCAGAGUAUCAAGCAGCAAACCUCUGCAGAGUCCUGACACCAAUGACACAGGGGGCAGAUUCUGGAGUGGCAGCAAUGAGAGUGAGGAAGGCUCUGCCUUUGGUGAAUCCCAGUCAGGCUGUGCCCCCUCCUGCCCCUGCAAGUGUCACUGCAGCAGGUCCCCUUCACCCAGAGAGGGGCAGGUGGGAACAGAGCUGCCCCUAAAAUACCUGCCGACUUCCCCACUGUCUCAGUUUCUCUCUGCGAAUGGACCAGAGAAUGAACCCCACCCAGACUACUGGCACAUCACUUCCUAUGGAGGGCAGGGGCAAUCAGGGCGUUCCCCUCCCAAAAUUCCUCUCCCUUUACGACCCCUUCCUAAAGAGCCAGAGCAGAUCUACCUCCUACAAGGGUCAUUAGGUAAGAAGGAAGAGCCUGAUGCUUGGGAGGAAGUGUACAUGGAAAUAGACGUGUCACCAUCUGAAGUGGAAGAAAGCUGUAUCCCACCAGUCCUGUGCCAUGGAAACUCUGGACCCAUGGCUUUCCCCAGUGAUGUUGGGCCCACACAGCGUCCUGCAUACUUGGAGGCUGGCCACAAACCUCUCCCCCCUCUCCCUGCUAAGCCUCUACCACCUCUGAAGACACAAAGUCGCCACAAGAUGGCCACUCACUCGAGCAGUGAGGGAAGGGGGAGAAGAAGGACGUGUGAAGGUGCCCUCCAGGGUGUUGUGGCAGAACUCCGGGAGAAAUUCCCCAACGAUAGCCAGGAAGCAAAAGCCAAGGAAAACUGCAAGAAGAGAGAAACCACACGCAAACUUUCCCUUCUCAACAAAUGGUCCCCCACAAACUUCAUGGCACUGUCGUCCUCACAGAAAGGGAAGUCCCCCUUGGCAGACCUCAUGCUGCUUUCCUUACAGAACAAAACUCGGACUGCAGAGGAUAGCAGUCAAGAGGCUGUGGAAGCCACAGAGCUAGAGAGCCCUGCGAGAGAGCCUGCAUGUGAUGUGAUCCUCCUGAAUGAAUUGGGGAAGCCCCCUGGUGAUGCUGCUGACUCCUUUUGCAUAGCCACCCCACCGGAUGUAGAGGCAUGUCAGGGGAAGGGCAGAGUGCCCCUCAUGGCUGGGGAUAUUCAGGAUACAGGAUCACCUUCACAGGAUUUUGUCAGGAGGGUGUCCAGCGGGAGGCAGCAUGGCUCCCUCAAGCCAUUCUGGCAAGAGCGCAGUAUUGUGCAGGAGAGUGGAGUACUGGCACAGCUCAGUAAACAACAGCUGCUGCUACAGGAGAGCAUGUAUGAGGUGGUGACUACAGAGCACUCCUACCUGGAGAGCCUAGUAGUGGCGGUGGACCACUUCAUGGAAUCUCCUGCCCUCAACCUGGUCCUGGCGCCUCGUGACCGCAAGUCACUCUUCUCCAGCAUUGGAAAGAUCCGGGAAAUCAGCCAAAAUUUCCUAGAGGCCAUGAGGGUGGAGCUGGAUGCCAAUCUGUACAUUGAUGUGUGUGAGAUCAUCCAGCAUCACGCCGGCAGCCACUUUGCUGCCUACGUGGACUACAUCCGCAACAUGCCCUACCAGGAGCAGACCUUGCACAACCUGGGCAAGGAGAACCCACAGAUUGAGGAGGUGCUCAGGAAGCUGCAGGAGCACCCAAGCUGUCAUCGCCUGCCACUCAAGUCCUUCCUGGUCCUGCCCUUCCAGAGGAUCACACGCCUCAAGAUCCUGGUGCAGAACAUCCUGAAGAGGACAGAUCCAGGAUCAAUAGGCGAGGCAUCUGCAGAAAGAGCACUGAAAGAGGUCUCAAAGGUGGUGGAGGCCUGUAACCGAGAGGUGAGCCGGAUGAUGCAGAUGGAGGAACUGGUGCGCAUCGCCAACAAGACUGAGUUUGAGUGUAAGGCACUGCCGCUGGUCUCUUCCUCUCGCUGGCUGGUGAGGCAAGGGGAGCUAACCCAGCUGACUGACAAGGAGAACAUCUUUGGUCAGAGGAAACACUCCCCAGUCUACUUAUUCCUCUUCAAUGACCUGCUGCUGGUGGCAGUCAGGAAAGGGUUGGAUCGCUUUGUGGUGCAGGACCACGUCCACCGCUCCCUCAUCGAGAUAAGUGACGCCGCGGAGGAGGGAGAUGUGGACUGUGAGCUGGAGAAGACCUUCCUGCUGGCCCUACUGAAGAACCACAGAGGGGCCACUUCUCAGCGCCUGCUGAGGGCCUCUUCCCAGGAAGAGAAGGACGGCUGGUUGGAGGCCCUGAGCCCACGCAAGAGUGGGAAGGACGAGAUAUAUGAGGAGUGGGACUGCCCCCAAGUGCAGUGCACAGCAGCUUAUUCUGCCCAGCAGCCAGGAGAGCUGAGUUUGCGGCUGGGGGAUGUCAUCAACAUUAUUCAAAAGACCACUGACGGCUUCCUGGAGGGCCGGAGGCUGACGGAUGGGGAGCGAGGCUGGUUCCCCAGAAACUGUGUGAAGGAGAUCACUAACGAGCAUGUGCAGAGACGCCACCUCCGGCAACGCUACCACGUCCUGCAGACGGCCACCCGGAUGCUGAGACGGCGCUACAUGUCCCACGAGCGCCACGCCUCAACUUGCUUCCGAUAGGACUCUCCCUGAAACAUCACUGAAUGGGAAACAGUCUCCAUCUACUGUGUUUCAUCCUCUUAGCUCUAGAUUA